AUGCAAGCUUUUCAAAGAGCAGCUGAUAGGACUUUCGGCUCAGAAAACCAAGCUGGCCAGCCCGAGCCUCUGCCUAACCUCAUGGAGACUGGUUUCCUUAAAUUACAAGAAAUAUUUCAAUCCAAAUACACUCAUAAGAGAUCAUCUCGGUUUUGUUGGGGAAGUACUCUAUCUCAUGACAUUCCACAAGUAGGACCGGAUGCAGAUAACUUUGAUAAUCUCAAUCCGGCUGACAGUCCUCCUUCUGGUGAACAUCCAGAAGGAGAAAACCCGAUUGUAAAUGAACAAGAACAUGCACAAGAUCUAUCCAUGCUAUUUGGAAUAAUCCUCCCCGAAUUUUUAGAAUACUCUCUUUGA
Messenger RNA from Melampsora larici-populina 98AG31, 357 nucleotides. RefSeq lists its product as uncharacterized. The coding region runs from base 1 to 357 and encodes 118 amino acids. The transcript is spliced from 2 exons. NCBI's taxonomy places the organism in Eukaryota, Fungi, Basidiomycota, Pucciniomycetes, Pucciniales, Melampsoraceae. The record is from RefSeq and is a predicted model, not a curated record.